AUGAUUACUUUUAUGAAGAAGCUGGCAGCAGAGAUGGGCCAGGACCAAACUAAGCAGCAAAUUGAGAAAGGCCUGAAGCUGUACCAGACUAACCAGACGGAUCGGGCUCUGCAGACUUGGACCCGAGUCCUGCAGAAGACCUCCGAUCCUGGAGGAAAGUUCAGGGUGCUGGGCUGUCUGAUCACAGCUCACUCUGAAAUGGGCAAAUACAAGGACAUGCUGAUGUACGCCUUGGAGCAGAUAGACACUGCUCGGGAGAUGGAGGACCCUGACUACCUGACGGAGGGCUACCUGAACCUGGCGCGCAGUAACGAGAAACUGUGCGAGUUCCAGAAGACUGUGUCCUAUUGUAAGACAUGUUUAAACAUGCAGGGCACCACGGUUAGUCUACAGCUCAAUGGCCAGGUGUGUCUGAGUAUGGGAAAUGCCUUCCUGGGGCUCAGUGUCUUCCAGAAGGCCUUGGAAAGCUACGAGAAGGCCCUACGCUACGCUCACAACAAUGACGACAAGAUGCUCGAGUGCCGAGUCUGCUGCAGUCUCGGGAAUAUCUACAUACACCUCAAGGACUACGAGAAGGCCCUGUUCUUCCCCUGUAAAGCAGCUGAACUGGUCAAUGACUAUGGCAAAGGCUGGAGCCUUAAGUAUCGCGCCAUGAGCCAGUACCACAUGUCUGUGGCCUACAGGAAACUGGAGCGCCUGCCUGACGCCAUGGAGUGUUGCGAGGAGUCUAUGAAGAUCGCACUGCAGCACGGCGACCGCCCUCUGCAGGCUCUGUGUCUGCUCAACUUUGCAGACAUCCACCGCUGCAGACGAGAUGUGGAUAAAGCAUUCCCUCGGUAUGAGUCUGCUCUGGGCAUCAUGACUGAGAUCGGGAACCGCCUGGGACAGGUCUAUGUGUAUUUGGGAGUGGGAAAGUGCUGGCUGCUGCAGAAGGACUAUGAUAAGGCCCUAGAUUCUUUGCAGCGAGCACAGCAGCUAGCAGAUGCAAUAGGAAAUAAGCUGUCCACACUGAAGGUGCACUGCAUCAGCGAGGGCAUCUACCGGAGCAGGGGGCAGCAGGAAGAGCUCCGGGAGCAGGUUGUGAAGUUCCUGCAGUGUGUGGAGGAGCUGGAGCUGUACUGUGGCAUGUGUGGAGAGAGCAUUGGGGACAGAGACCAGAAACUGCAGGCCCUGCCCUGCUCACACAUCUUCCACCUCAAGUGUCUAGAGACCAAUGGCACAAAGGGUUGUCCGAAGUGUUUCAAAUCAUCUAUGAAGCCUGGAUUUGUGUGAGAUUUUUCUGGCAUUUCACUUGGAUCUGCCUGACGGGGGCGGUGUAGAGCCUCUGAUUCUCUGGAGCUCAUUAGCUCAGGCCUGCCUCAGACUUGGCUCAGUCUGUAGAUGCCCUGUGACUGUGGACAGCAGCACACAUGAACCCACUAAAGCCACUACAGAACGUUCAGAGAAGGAAGGACUGAUGUGUCUCUAUACACACACAUGCCACAGAGCUGGGGUCUCUUUGUAUUGUUCAGAGGGGAAAAAGCAUUUACACUCUAUUUUUUGGACUACAGUUAGCCUCGUAGCAUAAUUGUCUAAGUAAGUUUUUUGGUAAAAAAAAAAAAAAGAAAAAAAGAA
Periophthalmus magnuspinnatus is the source of this 1614-nucleotide messenger RNA. It is a transcript of the gene rapsn, whose product is annotated as receptor-associated protein of the synapse, 43kD. Gene Ontology annotation, biological process: chemical synaptic transmission. Bases 1 to 1272 code for a protein of 423 amino acids. The transcript is spliced from 8 exons. The record is from RefSeq and is a predicted model, not a curated record. NCBI's taxonomy places the organism in Eukaryota, Metazoa, Chordata, Actinopteri, Gobiiformes, Gobiidae. Gene Ontology annotation, cellular component: synapse. Gene Ontology annotation, molecular function: protein-membrane adaptor activity; acetylcholine receptor binding.